Messenger RNA from Populus nigra (black poplar), 1447 nucleotides. RefSeq names its product L-galactono-1,4-lactone dehydrogenase 2, mitochondrial-like. Gene Ontology annotation, molecular function: oxidoreductase activity, acting on the CH-OH group of donors, oxygen as acceptor. Bases 685 to 993 code for a protein of 102 amino acids. Lineage: Eukaryota; Viridiplantae; Streptophyta; Magnoliopsida; Malpighiales; Salicaceae. The transcript has 4 exons. The record is from RefSeq and is a predicted model, not a curated record.
AGCUUUCUGGCACACUCCAGGGAAAAAAAAUCUAUGAUAAGAAUCAACUGGGGCACUUGGUUCAAAAUGGUCCAUAAGAAAGACCAUCCAGGUCCAGGGAAAAGCUAAUAUAAUAAUGAUCCGAAAAUUACUUUGCUGGGAUGAUAAUGCCAGAAUUUAACGGCCAACUUUGAAUGUUGAGGAAACCUUAGUCAUAUAGUAAUAAAACCCGACUGACUGGAUUGGGUGGGAUGCCUUGGGUUAACUUAACUUCGUUUUUUUUUAAAAAAAAAAAAAAAAUACAUAUUCCAUAUACAGACACCGUUGUGGCUGUGACAUGCAACCCUGUCUUGAAAUGGAAAGGUCCACCCAUACCCAAAUAUACUGUCUAUGAAGCACUACAGCAUGCUCGUGCCUCUACAAGGACUCACUUGAAAAGUACAGGAUUGCUGCUUCUAAAUCAUCUGAUGAUAACGAACCAGCAUAAAUGAGCUUUCAUUCACAGACUUAAGAGAUAAACUGCUUGCUGUUGAUCCUCUCAACAAAGACCAUGUUGUAAGGGUCAAUCGUGCUGAGGCCGAGUCCUGAAGGAAGUCAGAAGGAUACAGGGUGUGAUGGAGUGAAGAAAUUUUGGGCUUUGAUUGCGGGGACCAACAGUGGUUCUCAGAAACUUGUUUUCCUGUUGGUAACCUUGCCAAGCCAAGCAUGAAAGACCUUGAAUUCAUAGAGGAGCUGAAGCAGCUCAUAGAGAAAGAAGAGGUGCCUGCACCUGCUCCCAUGGAGCAGCGAUGGACAGCUUGCAGCCAGAGCUCCAUGAGCCCAGCUUCAAGCUCAGCAGAGUAUGAUAUAUUCUCGUGGGUUGGUAUAAUCAUGCACCUUCCUACAACGGUUGCCCGGCAAAGAAAGGAAAUCACAGAUGAGUUCUUCCACUACAGGCAUCUGACUCAGGCAGAGUUGUGGGAUAAGUAUUCCGCUUAUAAACUUUGCGCUAAAAUUGAGUGCAUCCUUAGUUAAACCUCACAAAAUAUUUGCGGGUUCCUAAGGACAAGGAUGAGCUUGCAGCUCUUCAAGCAUGGUUAAGAAAGCGCUUUCCUGUGGAUGCAUAUAACAAGGCAAGGAAAGAAUUGGACCCCAACAGGAUCCUUUCUAACAACAUGCUGGAUCCCAUCUUCGGAAACAAAUGGAAAAGCAUCCUUCGGUGGUUGGUUAGUCAUUUUAUUCUUUCGUAUCCUUUUUAUUUUUGGAUACAUCAUAUGUAUUGUCUUUUAGUCAAUCUGCUUGGAGCUUCAGCAUAAAUACCUGACUGCACACCAACUUGAGAGAACUGGCAAUAUAGAAUAACAUGUUAUAUUUAUGAAGCUCACCCUACAAGAAAGCCUUCUGGCCUCUGAUCGAUGAUGAAUUUUCUUUCACGAAUGGGAAAAUGAAGUUUAGGAAUAAAGAUUACAUGUUGUAUUUUUUUUUUUUA